Messenger RNA from Hyaloperonospora brassicae, 1158 nucleotides. NCBI's taxonomy places the organism in Eukaryota, Oomycota, Peronosporomycetes, Peronosporales, Peronosporaceae. The record is from the annotation of a GenBank genome assembly.
AUGUUUCAAACAAAAUCGCACGCGACCAGGUGCGCGGACGUGCACGUCGACGCCAAAGCCAGUCUCACUGCCGCAACAAUAGCAGCAGCACCCGCACCGACAUCCUCCUCCUCCUCCUCCUCAUCAGCACCAGCACCAGCAGCAGUAGCAGUAUCGCUCGCUCGGCAGACGGACGCGCUGCCCGUUGCGCAGCCGUCGCCGUUUGUAUUGGACGACUUCAAGUUGCUCACGACGUUGGGCACGGGCACGUUUGGGCGGGUGCGGCUCGUGCAACUUAAGCGCGGGCAGUCGUUUUGCGCGCUCAAGAUUUUGAAAAAAUCGGAAAUUUUGCGGCUCCAGCAGUUGCACCACAUGCAGUGCGAAGUGGAUAUUUUACGGCGCCUGCGCCAUCCGUUUGUCGUAAAUUACUUUGGCCACUUUCAAGACGAGCGGCGCCUCUACGUCGUGCUCGAGUAUGUCCAAGGUGGGGAAUUGUUUUCGUACUUAAGACGACAAGGCCGGUUCGUCGACCCCGUCGCGCGCUACUAUGCGGCGCAAUUGGUCCUCGCGAUUUCGUACCUCCACGCUCAGCACAUUAUCUAUCGGGACUUAAAGCCCGAGAACGUGUUGAUUACGGCUCAAGGGCACCUGAAGAUCACGGACUUUGGGUUUGCCAAGAUUGUCCACGACAAGACGUGGACGCUGUGCGGGACGCCCGAGUACUUGGCGCCCGAGAUCAUCCAGAGCAAAGGACAUGGCAAGUCGGUCGACUGGUGGGCGCUCGGCGUGCUGCUGUACGAGAUGCUGGCGGGGUAUCCGCCGUUUUACGACGAGAACCCGUUUGGCAUUUACCAGAAGAUUCUCGACGGGAAACUCGACUUUCCGAAACACAUGGACGCAAAGGCCAAGGACCUCAUCAAGAAGCUCCUGUCACAAGACCGCACAAAGCGACUGGGCUGUUUACGGAACGGAUCGGAAGACGUGAAAAAGCACAAGUAUUUUGCCAAAGUGGACUGGGACGCUGUGCUCGCACGUUCCGAGGCACCGCCGUAUUUGCCGCCGGUAAGAGGCCCCGGCGACCACACGCACUUUGACGAGUAUCCUGACUCGCCCGUGGACGAUGCCGGCAUUCUCUAUGGCGAAGACAGAGCUGCGUUUGACGUGUUUGACCAAUUUUAA